GAGAAAGAAAGGCAGAUAACAGAGCUUAGGGAGAGAACUGUGAGAAAAUAGAACAUCUGAAAAGAGAACAUGCUCAGGAAAAGUCACGACAGGAACAAGAUAACACCACGGCUUUACAAGAGAAUCUAUCUCUCAUACCAACAAAUCAACGGUUAAAGCCAAGUCGGAACAAGUAGAAAUGUUACAGAAAGAGAUAUGUAAUUUAAAACAGAUUAUAGAAACACAGAAACAGAAUCUUAAUGGUAAAAUCAAGAAGUCAGCUCUAGAAUAUAAACAACAAAUUGAAAACAUUGAAGAAGAGAAGGAUAAACUUCAGUUAUUAAAUCAACAAUUAUCUACAGAUCUUGACUCAUGCAGGGAACAUAUUGCCAGCAAAAAUAAAGAAAUCCUUAAGCUACAAGAGGAGAUAUUGGUGCUAGAGGAUAAUGUUAGAGAAUGUAAGGUUAAACAGAAACAUGCCGAGGAUAUGUUAAAGAUAGAAGCUGACAAACAAAUGGAGCUACAUGCUAGGUUUGAAGCACAGGAGGAAGAAUUGAAAAGAUUACGUAAUUUUCUAGCUAGGAAAGUAGAACAGUCAGGUGACUCGGAUAAAACCAUGUGGCAGGAGAUGAAUCGAGUAAUUCAAGAUCUGAGUCGUCAAAUGACUACACAUCUAGACUCAACAAGGGGUGGAGACAAAGAGAAGAGUCCCGAGUCCCUUGUAUCUAGGUUACGAAAACAGGUAGCUGAAGUUCAGGGUGAACUAAGUACAGAGAAAUCCCUACAUCAGAUCACUAAGACAUCGUUAGUGGCGCUAGAAGAAGAUUGUCAAAGGUUACGUAAACAGUUACAUCAUUAUCGGAGACGUGAUCCACCUUCCGGAGAAAAAAAACACAAAAACAGAAUGGAAGCAAUCAAUGCUAUAAUUGCCAGGUCACAGUCCCAGGCGCAAGCUCUUCUGUCUUCAGGCGGUUACUUUGAUGACAGUAUGGUCAGCCCUAGAGUCCGCACACACCAGGCCAGUACCAGAGUUGGAUUUCACAGUCCACGUCAUGCAGACUCCCCGGACAAUUCCUACUGCGAAGAUUUGUCCGUUGCUAGUUUACCACCAAUGCAUUAUGGGCUUCCGUCCUCAAAAUCAUAGUAUAGCUUGUGCAUUUUGAACUGUAUAGUAGCAUAUAGCUAGUACAUACUGAAUUGUACAGUAGAGUAUAGCUAGUGCAUACAUGAACUGCACAGUAUAGUAUAGCUACUGUACAGUAAUAUGGUCAUCAAGUUUAGUUAAUGGAUAUUGAAAUGUCUUGAUUAAUAAGUUAUUUAGUUGGUGCAUAUAAUACACAAGUAUUACAGUUCAGUGUGUUUAAUUAAUUUUAUGCAAGACAAAUACUGUGUACAUUACCAUUGUAGUUUUUCACAAUUCAUACAGUAUAGACUUAUCUCUAUGGAAUAUUGUAAAAGUAUAGCCUAUACAUACUGAACUGUCAUAAAACAUUGUAUUAAACCUUACUAUGCAUUAUUUCUACAGCAGCUGAUUACAAAUUUGUAUGAUAUUUUAAGAGAAUAUAACUGCCAGUAUUUUAUUUUGAUAUUGUCAGUCAUAUGAUAUUAUAUAGUUUAAUAGAAGCUGUAACUAGAAAAACAUACAGAAUAUAUAAAUGAUUAU
This is a messenger RNA of Ruditapes philippinarum (Manila clam), 1642 nucleotides long. Its product is annotated as myosin-10-like. Lineage: Eukaryota; Metazoa; Mollusca; Bivalvia; Venerida; Veneridae. The transcript is spliced from 7 exons. The record is from RefSeq and is a predicted model, not a curated record. The coding region runs from base 179 to 1123 and encodes 314 amino acids.